AUUUGAUUGUUCUAAUAAAAAAUUAAAAAGACUAUAAAAAAUAUAUAGAAUUUAUUUUAUUAUUGCGAUAAUACUUGAAGAAAUCUCUCCUCUCCCCCCUUUUUUUUUAAUAUUUAUAUCCUUUUAUGCAAUUAACUAAUAACAACUCUAUGUCAACAAUGAUUAUGAAGAAUAAUGACCAAUCAUUUUCAGAUCUAUCAGAUCAAGAACCUAUCUUCGUUGAAAGACCUAUGGUAACCUCUAUUCAACCUUGGGCACAUACUAUUCAUACAAGCGCUCCUCCAUAUAAUUCUAUUAGUACCCCUCAUCAUUAUCCACCCCAACCAUCUAUGAUGCCUCCUACACCUUCUGUAUCUCCUUGUAGUAGUAAUAAUAAUAACACAAAUCAAAGUUGUUUUCCACCUACAAGUGCUUCUUAUAUCAUUCCUCCUACCUCUGCUCCUAUUGAACACAUACCUACUACUGCUGCUAUGGCUUCAAAUAAUACUUCUUAUUUAUUGAAUAAUAGAAAUGAAAUUAUAUUAAUGCCACCUUCUCAACAACAACAACAACAACAACAACAACAGCCUUAUGAUAAUCUUCUCUCAAUGGGUUAUCAUCCUCCUCAUCAUGAUCACUCUCCUUCACCUUCUCCCCCUCCUGAAUUCCGACAUAAUAGUAUUAGCAGUGAUUCCUCAGUGCCUUCAAGUCAUCUUCAACAAGAUUUAAUAGAGGAAUCUUUAAAUACACAUCGUGGUAGAACACAACACAAAACGGGUAAUACAAAGCGCGAUAAAGCCUUAGAAAGAAAUAGACAAGCUGCUUUAAGAUGUAGACAAAGAAAGAAGGAAUGGUUAAAUCAACUUCAAUCCAGUGUUGAUAUCUUAACAAAGGAAAAUAGAGCUUUGGAACAACAAACAUUAACACUGCGAGAAGAAAUCUUGAAUUUAAAGGCUUUACUAUUGGUUCAUCGAGAUUGUUCACAUGCUCAUUUGACAGCUAAUAGUAUUAAUUUUGAUAAUUUAAUCUUUCGUAAAAAUUCAACGACUACUUCUUCCCCUACAACUACUACAAAUGACGUGACAAAAUCAUCAACCACUCUGCAUGCUUUAGAUCAUCUUACAACAGGUAACGCAGCAGCAACUACUACUACUACUACUACUACUACCACUGCUGCUGCUACUGCCAUUGCUACUUCUGCUUCAGUGUAAUCAAUACUAAUUUUAAUCAUUCAUAUCCUUCCCCUUAUUUCAUAUUACCCUUUUUUUUUAUGUAAUCUUUUUUUUUCUCCUUUAAUUAUUACCACUAUCCUAUUUCCUUGUUUUUGUUUGUAUAUAUAUUUUUAUCUUAUUCACAUGUAUAUAUGGAAUAUAUAUAGUACUUAAUAAAUUAUAUGAAAAUAAAAUAAAAUAUGUACUACUUAUUAUAAA
Molecule: messenger RNA, 1409 nt
Organism: Cokeromyces recurvatus
Lineage: Eukaryota; Fungi; Mucoromycota; Mucoromycetes; Mucorales; Mucoraceae
Exons: 2
Coding region: 126-1190 (354 amino acids)
Biological process (GO): regulation of transcription by RNA polymerase II
Molecular function (GO): DNA-binding transcription factor activity, RNA polymerase II-specific; RNA polymerase II cis-regulatory region sequence-specific DNA binding
Source: RefSeq, a predicted model, not a curated record